Messenger RNA from Betta splendens (Siamese fighting fish), 1510 nucleotides. RefSeq names its product regulator of G-protein signaling 8-like. The record is from RefSeq and is a predicted model, not a curated record. Lineage: Eukaryota; Metazoa; Chordata; Actinopteri; Anabantiformes; Osphronemidae. Bases 800 to 1204 code for a protein of 134 amino acids. The transcript is spliced from 4 exons.
AGCUCGCGUUCAGCUUCACGCCUCCAGAUUCGAGGCCAGCGUUUUCUGGCACAGAGGAUUUGGAUUGUGUUGAACAUGUUGAAUGUUUUUCUUCCCGCGCCGAUCCGCCUUCAGUAAUGACUGACUCCUCUCUGUUGCUAAAUCUGGGAUGUGUGCUGCGGAUGGCUCGCUUUUGUCUACUAGUUUGUGAGCAAGUGCUUUUGAAGGAGCUGCUGUGAUCUGAGCUGUUUCAUUGGAAGUUUCUCCCUCUGUUUUUUUAUUUUGCCUCUAGUUCUUUUCGUCUCCCUUCGUUCCUUAAGAAAAGCAGAAGAAAGGCGAGCGAGGCUCCUUUGAGCUUCGACCCAGAAACGAAGGGACGCAUUAGGACGUCGCCUUCCUCCUCAUGACUUGCCCCUUGCUUCCAAAGCCUCGCUGUCAAAGCUGUCAGAACUUUUGGCCUUUGGAAAGUUUUUUUUUCCCCCAAAGAAACUACUUUUACGUAAAACGAGGAAUACCCAUUUAAUGUAUUAGCUGCCGGUGACUGGUGCUGUUAUCUACAGUACCGACUGGGUCGGUACCAGUAAGCAGCCAACAACAGGCAGCGCUACAGUUAGCAACGCUAGCAGGGACGAGGUUCAGUUCCCCAUGUAGCUACUGCACCGCGCGUGGGGUUCAGUCCACAUUAAACCUGUGGCUCAGACACGACUGUGAUCUGAACCCACUGAUCGUUGUCAUGAUGUGUGUUUGUGUAACUGUGCGUAGGAGGAGAUCCGCGUCCAGGGGACGACACUGACGGGUCAGACAUUCUACAUCGGCUAAGAUGGCUCCGGUUGAUGUUUCGUUGUGGGGAGAGUCCAUCGACCGUCUGCUGGGCUGCAAAACCGGCCAGCUGGUGUUUGAAGACUUCCUGAGGACGCAGUACAGCGAGGAGAACCUGCUGUUCUGGGUGGCCUGCGAGGCCUUCAAGAAGAUCGGCAGCGAGGCGGAACUGAGGGCCGCGGCCCGGAGGAUCCACGCCGAGUUCGUCCGAGUGCACGCGCCGCGGCAGAUAAACAUCGACUGUGAGACGAGGGAAGAAAUCGGUAAAAAUAUCUCCCAGCCGAGGCCAAAUUGCUUCGACAGGGCGCAGAGACUGAUAUACGGCCUGAUGGAAAACGACUGCUAUCCACGAUUUCUGAAAUCAGAAAUGUACCAAGCUCUGCUGGAACAGGCGGAGCAGCGAUGAAAGCAAUGUGAGCGGGAAAAAAAGCCCGUCCGACGUCUCCUCCAAUGAUUGAUUCUGCACUUCAGACGACUUUUCUUAGAAUUUCAGCUUCGCCGAAAAGACGCUUGUCUGUCAGAGGAAUCAGGAGUGAAUGGAGACACGCGGACUGACGGCAUCUGAGGUCCAAACAUGAUCCAAAUAAUGUAUUAAGUCACUUCUGAUACUACCUGUAUUUGAUUUUCUUUUUAUAUUAACAAAGGGUCGUACUUCAUACGACACCACAUGUCAAAGGUUGUGUUGAAAUAAACCUGAAUAUUUUGAGUAACA